GCUCCACAGUACGCGAUAGCUUCUUGGGUUUGACAUGUUUCUAGCGUUCACAUUCCAACGUGAGCCGCCGACAGCAUCGAGAUGUGAGGCGGCCGCGCGGAGGACUUUCUGCCUUCCUCAAACUGUCUUUUGACUGAUUUUAAAGGACUGUAAACCAUAAACACCGAAAUGGAGGCGACCGCUAGCCCGGACGGCUACAGGUCUCUCAACACCGGUGAGCUGAGGGAGCUUUUACAAAGCGACGACAAAAUGGAGCAAAUCAUUCGACUCAAUGAGAAGUUCCAGGAGCUCCAAGUAGACAGAGAGAUGAUGCUGGUGUCCAAUCGCAGCCUGGCCGACACCAGCCUUGCUCGGCAGCCCCGCCUUAAUAAUGGCCGAAUCCAGUUGGCGGAAAAAUACCGGGAGCUGUCCAACCUGGCAAAUGUUUGCUGGGAAAAACAGAGUCAACUUGGAACUAGAGCCCAGAAGCACAGCUUGCAAAGUGCCCAGAACCUUCUGCAGGAAGAGGUGGCACGCGCCGAGGAGAACUCAGAGGAGUUUCUGGACAAGUUUAUGGAGGGGAACAUGAGCCUGGAGGAUUUCUUAGACUCCUUCCAGAGCUCCAGGAGGACUUACCACAUCCGACGAGCGCAGGCCGAGAAGAUGCAGGACUUGGCCAAGAAGCACACUGGCAAAGUGGGUGGUGAUGACGCAGCAGGCAAAGUCCAAGAAGAGGUAAAAGCGGAUUCCGAACGUCACCCGGAAACCCCGCGACCCAACGGCUACUUGGCUCAGGGCCCUCUUAGAGUCUUCCAGGUACGCUACGGCCUGACGCCGGCCAUCCUUUUGCCGCAUUACCCCGUUUCCCCCGCGGCGGCCUCGGGGCCCGCCCACCAGGCCAGGACUCCUCCGCCCGAAGCCCUCCCGCAGGGACACGUCCUGGGCCAAGGAGCGCCCCUCCACCCGGUGGGGCUUCGGGUCAUCGGACAGCUGCCUGGGGGCUGGCCGGCCAACGGGCGGCCGGUGCGCUUGCAGCAGCUGUAUAGGCCCAACCCCCAGCAGCCUCAACCACCCUUCCGAUAGCUUGGGACGGCGGCGAAAAGCUUCCCGCGAUCCGACAAAAGACAACGCAUCAUCGAUCCGAGAUGGCAACAUCUUUUACCAGGGUGGAAUACUUGACUGAACGUUAAGGUGACCCUGUGGUUUACACAUCAGCCUCGCAGCCACAAGAUCCGGAUUUGAAUCUCCGUUUUCCUCCCUGAUUACAUAAACUUGCAUGUUGGAAAACUUUUAAAUCGUCCAUAGUUUCUUUGUCCUCUGAUUGACUGGCGAGCAAUCAAGGAUGUGCCUACAGAAAAUGGAUGGAAAACUACCAAGUGGAUUUUAUCGAAAUUGUUUUAUUUCAUAUUUAUUCUUGGGAAUCCUAUUUUGGUAAUAUUUCUCCUCUGAUGGGAUUUAAGCGCGGCACCGUACCCGCUUUUCGAGGUUUAUCAUAAUUCUCUCUUAAUUAUUCGGCUUCUCGACCAGCAUGUUUACGCCGGUUUGACAAACUACUACUUGAAAAAGCGCCUUAGGGCGACCGGUCUCAUCCGUCAACUCUCUAAUUGCAAGCGAAUCAUCUUCUAAUGAGAAGAACGAACGCUGCUGCUGAAGAUUACCACAUUGUUAUUUUAAACCUGCUUGAAAAUGCCCUCAAAAAUUAAUAAUGCACAAAAAUCCGACCUAGAUACUUGAGCAGCAGAUUCUAGCUGCGCUUAAUAAAGACAAUAUUGUUUCAUAUUGUGGAGAAGAUGCUCAAAUCUGACGGAGAUUAAAGGCUCCAGAACUAUAAAGCCCGUCCAAGUUACUUUAACUCAUUGACUGCCAAAUUAUUUGAACUGGCUGCCAGUGAAUGAUCAUGUUUCAGCGAUGGUGAUAGCUCUCACAGUUGAAAUGAAUUUAACAUCUAUUGCCGUCAAUAGCUGCCAAUGAGUUAAGUCGUUUUUAAUGUGCAGUCACAAUGCUAAUAUAGAAAAAUAAAAAAUUGUAAAUCCCAACUGAUUUGGAUGAUAAAAAAUGAAUAAAUAAAUAAACCUUUGCUGAUUCUGAUAUUUCAUGGAAGUAUUGCCAAUUAAAAGAGUAGAAAAUAAUUUAAAUAACUUUCUUUAAUGUUUACAACAAUAUAUAUAUUUGAAAAUGCGAUACUUUGCCAUUAAGCCGAAGUACUAGCGCCAAGUAAAGGGGAAAAAGGACUACGGGUUUAAGGGGAAGUUCAAAAUUUUUGACAUCAGGCUUAAUCUUCGACUUAGCGAAAGUUUAAUUAGUCGGUGGAGAAGAUUUCAACAAAUUCUGUGUAGUUUGUUUGUUAUUUGUUAGUUUCAGGGCUCCGGAGUGGCUAAGCUAGUGUGAGUCAAUUGGGCCGACUUAGCUUAGCAAUUAAAAAACGUAUGCACAAAUUAAAAUCAUCAACGACCCAUGCAAUCAAUAGUGGUGGCUGUGUUUUCAGGAUAAAAUUAUUAAAACCUACCAUUGCAUGUCAAUAAUUGCAGUAUGAACUAGGACUGCAGCUAUCGAUUAUUUUAGUAGUCGAUUAAUCGAUGAAGCAUUAGUUCGAAUAAUCGAGUAAUCGGAUAAAGAACAUGAAAAAUUAAAUUACCUAAGCUCAAACGUUUUUAAAAAAAUUAAUAAAUGAGGAUCUGUGUACAACAAAAGAAUAAUUGGCUAACUUAUAUAGCAAAAGGCCGCUAGUUUAAAUGGUAUAAAAUGCUAUCUUUUUAACAAUGCUCUUAACAAAUGGUUGAGAAACGUAUUCCCACAAAAAUUGGCUAAAUAUAGCUGUAAACUAAAUUGCGAAUGCAUUAAAAAAAUUAAAAAAAACAUUAGCUCAAACAAAAACUUAGUUUAUGUUGAUCUUACUGGGAACACCUGGAUUCAGCUAUGUGAAAUGAGGCAGACUAGAAGGCAGUGUAUCCACCCAAAUCAAUAAAACUAAAUGCAAACAAUUUCAAAAUAAACCAUUACAACGGCACUUUAAUUAAACGAAUACUCGAAGCAGCAAAAUUUAAUUCGAAUCUUUUUUUCUAAUUGAAUACUCGAGUUAAUCGAUUAAUCGUUGCAGCACUAGUAUGAACAGAGUGAUAUCACAGUUUUUUUUUCACCGCUGAUUUUUUAAAUGUCGUAGCCAGCAGCAAGUAACCAGUUUUCCUUGUUCUUCAUAGGGAAGUUGUUGAAACUUUGCCCAUUUCUUCUGUCUGUUUCGACAGCCUCUAAAUUCACAUUUCCAUGUUGCCGGCUGUCAGUUAACUCAGCAGACUGAUGCUGCAUUUGUGCAAGAGUUUCCAACCUCCAAGCUGGAAAAAUAUCAUUGGAACGCCUCCAUUAUUUGAUCGCUUACGAGAAGGCAGGUUUGCUGCAGGUCAAAAUGUCAUUUGAUGGCCAAAAUAUAAAACAACUUGUCGCGAUCAGCCAUAUUUGCUGUUUACAUUCGCUUGGAAUGCUUUGAGGUCGCAACUUGUACCCUCCGAGAGGGAUACGUCUGACUUCCUCGAAUGAAGCGUGAGCACAAGUGGCCGAAGCACUCCUCUCUAAUGUGGUCGUAUUACGCAUCUAAAAACAUAGUCCUGCAGAAUUAAAUGAAUUACGGCAGUUUUUUUUAACGUUGUUUUGGCCACAUGGGUGUUUUGGAACAAUGAUCUGCAUUUUGAAUGUAUUUGACUAUGUUGGAUCUGUUUGUAGAUUUGUAUCGUUUUUUUAUUGGCAUGCUAAGCAGGCAGCAUUGACUCGCGCUGACUUAACCACUCCGGGACCUUGAAACUAACAAUAAACUUACAAACUGCAUGAAAUUUGUUGAAAUCAACUCCACCAACUAAUUAAACCCCCGCUAACUCAGAAGAUUAAGCCUAAUGUCAAAAAUUCUGAACUUCCGCUUUAAAGUCGUAAUGUUACUACAAGAAUAAAAGUCGUAUUAUUAUGUAGGGGUAAUGUAGCUGAAUAAGCCACUAUGCACUUUACGUACAGUGGGGCAAAUAAGUAUUUAGUCAACCACUAUUUGUGCAAGCU
Corythoichthys intestinalis (scribbled pipefish) is the source of this 4017-nucleotide messenger RNA. RefSeq names its product VPS37D subunit of ESCRT-I (gene vps37d). Gene Ontology annotation, cellular component: ESCRT I complex. NCBI's taxonomy places the organism in Eukaryota, Metazoa, Chordata, Actinopteri, Syngnathiformes, Syngnathidae. The record is from RefSeq and is a predicted model, not a curated record. Gene Ontology annotation, biological process: ubiquitin-dependent protein catabolic process via the multivesicular body sorting pathway; protein targeting to membrane; protein targeting to vacuole. Bases 169 to 1062 code for a protein of 297 amino acids. The transcript is spliced from 4 exons.